GGCUCUGAGCUCACACAGGUGCAGUCUUUCCAACUUUGGACUGUAGAAAUUCCCCAGAGACCAGCAGUCAGAUAAAAUUUCUCCAGUGCGGACCAACAGCCAAUCAGCAGAGUCUGUGACCAGGACAAAGUCCUCUUUACUGAGUCAUUUAACUCUCCUUUCCUUCCCUUCCACCUCCUCUGCGAAAGGUUUAAUGUUACACCCUCUGCGAGGCUUUACCUGUCCAGGUGAACUGCGCUGCUGAAAGUAAACGUCGCUCAGAAAUUCCUAUUCCUUGCAAUAAUGGCCUCCUCGGUGGAUCAAGCAGCAUCAUGACUUGUCUAACUGAGUAUUCAAGACGAAAGCAAAGAGUCUUAAGUUUCCAUGGCCGAAGCAUCAGCACCCCCUCUUUCCCCAUCAGACUGUGGGCUGUUGUCGCCCCCUCCUCCUGACCUGUGUGCGUCAUGUGGCCACAGACACCUGCUGGAGGAGAACCACGAGUAUCUGUACAAAGAUGAGGUGGACGAUGACCUGGUCUGUCACAUCUGCCUGCAGCCGCUCAUCAGGCCCUUAGACACACCAUGUGGACAUACCUACUGCCAGGAAUGUCUCACCAGCUUCCUGCUGGAGAGUGACUUCUGCCCCGUGUGCCGAGCCCCCCUCAUGCUGCAGACCUGUAGGAAACCCAGCCUGCUGGUACAUAAACUGCUGGACAAGCUGAUGGUAGCUUGUCCCUUCACUGAUCAUUGCACUGAAAUACUGCCUCGUGGAGAACUCGAAGACCACAUCAAGAGCAGGUGUAAAGGAGCCUCUCACUAUGGACUCUCAGCGGACAGGAAGCGACGCUCUCAAGAGGGCGAAUGUACCGACAGCACAUCAGAACUCACCAUCGCCACGUUACCCAAUGACGGCCCCACUUCGGCUGCAGUGGCUCUCCUGUCAGAUGAGCCCGGUCUGGUCAACCCUGCCUUUGACCCCAGCAUGGAGGACAACAGCCAGUCGGGCAGCACGACUAGUUUGGCUGCUCGCAGCAGCACCAAGAAGAGUGAGUUCAGAAAUUUUGACCGUUCUUCAGUAAGGAGUCGCUCCUUCAGGAGGUUGAAUCGGGCUUUCAGUGUCCUGCGGAGGACUAAGAGUGGCAACGCAGUCAGCAAUGAGACAUCUGAGGAGAGAGACAAUGCAAGGAAUUCCAGUGUGCCACAGGAAGUGCUGGCUCUUCCACAGCUCCAUCACCUGAUUCCUGAUGGUGAAGUUACCAGUAUUAAGAUCACAAGGGUGGAUCCUUCAGAGCCUCUGGCCAUCAGCAUUGUUGGUGGCAAUGAGACCCCUUUGGUUCGAAUUCUCAUCCAGGAUAUUUACAGAGAAGGUGUCAUUGCUCGUGAUGGACGCUUGCUGCCUGGGGACAUGAUCCUAAAGGUAAAUGGUAUUGACAUUAGCAAUGUGCCCCACUGCUAUGCCGUGGCCACCCUCAAACAGCCCUGCCAGCUUCUCCGGCUAACUGUGCUCAGAGAACAGCGCCACCGCUACCGUUCACACAGUCACCCUCAUAGCCAUGGGCAUGAUGUUGCUGGGGGGCACAUGUCUCACGUCCUACCCCAUCAUCCCUUAAGGGAUGACAGUAUCCACGUGGUCCUGAAUAAAAGCACUCCAGAGGAGCAGUUAGGCAUUAAGCUAGUGAGGCGGCCAGAGGAACAUGGGGUCUACAUCUUUCACCUGCUGGAAGGAGGCCUCGCUGCACGUGAUGGACAGUUGUGUGUUGGUGACAGAGUGCUGGCCAUCAAUGGGCACGAUCUACGUUAUGGAGCACCAGAACAUGCUGCUCUGCUUAUUCAGGCAAGUGAGGAGCGUGUCCACUUCAUAGUGUCUCGUCAGAUCUGCCUACCUGCCCCAGAUAUCUUACAAGAAGCUCCGUGGGGCAUGGACGGCCCCCCACCAUACUCCCCCGUGGAUAUAGAGCAAACACUACUGGACUCUUGUCAGAAGCCUGCAUGCUAUGAGAAGACAGUGAGUCUCACUAAAGAGCCCUAUGACUCACUGGGAAUGACGGUGGCUGGCGGCAUGUCAAGCAGAGGGUGGGACCUCCCUAUAUACGUCACAAAUGUGGACCCAGAUGGAGUGGUGGGCCAGGAAGGCUCUAUUCGCAAAGGUGACAUCUUGCUAAACGUGAACGGGGUGGAUUUGACAGGGGUGACACGAAGCGAAGCUGUGGCCAACUUAAAGAAUACAUCCUCUCCAGUUGUGCUCAAGGUCUUGGAAAUGCGUCCCCCUGAAGAAAGCUUGCAGGAGUGCACAUUGCCGACCUGUCUCACACCGUCACCCACAGAUAGCACCAAGAGCCCACUGCCCAAUGAUGAUUACUCCCCACUGUGGGUGUCAUGGCUGCAGCUACCCAGGCAUCUCUACUGCUGCAAAGACAUUGUCCUGCGGCGGAGCACUUCGGGCAGCCUGGGCUUCAGUAUCGUGGGAGGUCAAGAAGAGGUCAACUGCAAUCAAUCCUUUUUUAUCCGUUCCAUCGUAGAGGGGACGCCAGCGUACAAUGAUGGCAGGAUAAGAUGUGGGGACAUCUUGCUUGAGGUGAAUGGAAAGAGUACGUGGGGGAUGACUCACACAGCGUUGGUGCGACUUUUAAAGGAGCUUCGGGGCAGAAUUACACUGACCAUCGUCUCCUGGCCGGGCAGCCUGCUGUAGCAGCGCUGUGAAGCAUCCAGCGUUCUCUCAAUGGCACUGACCAAGGAAUGUGAAAGGCAGAGCUUUAGACUGGCUGCCCACCCUAAGCUUGCUGUGUGGGAGUGGCUUAGAGUAGCACUGUAGCUAGAUGGAUAUUUAACUUCUGAUGGACAAGUGAAACUUUGCCAGGAGUUUGAAUGGGGACAAACAUAAGACUGGGUUAUUGCCCGUGUUUAAUUUCCCCUUCAAGAACACUAAACUUGGAGGAUCCGAGCCUGAGCCACUUCUGUUGAAGAUGUUGGGCGUUAUCUGGUGACUUUCGGGUACAGCGUCCAGUGAGAAGGGUGGAGGGAUUAAGUGGAGACACAACACGUUGCCAAUUCCAGUAGUUAUAUAUUAGGGUAUGCGUUAAGUUGGACUCACAUUUCUUUACUGUAAAUGUUGGGUGUCUAAAAAAGUACUGAUCCAAGCACUUGUAAUAUGUUUCUCUUGUUUGUUUGUGGUAUGGCCUUUAAUUAUAGGCUCCAUUCUGUUUGUACUGACAGUGGUUGUCAUCUUCAUCUGUUGACCUGAGGACAAGUUGCCAAAUAGUAGUCUGUGUUGAGGUUUUUUUUUAGAUUUUAUUUCAGAGCUAUGGCUAAUUAUCAAACUACUGGCAAGAAAACUAUAUAAAAAUAAAGGAUCAAUGUGUUCAUAAUGUGUUGAAAAAUAAUAUUUAAUUAGGUGACAUUGUGGAGGCCUUACUAAUUUUCUUACUUUUAAGAAAAAAAACUGACUUGGUUUCUGUGUAUCAGUGGAUGGUGUGAGGCCCAUCUGCUGGGCUUCUGUCAGUCACAUUUUGCCCUGUGUAGUAUAUCUGAUGGUUCAUUUGGUUAAAUGAUCAAUAAAGUCAUUUAAAAAGAG
Messenger RNA from Sphaeramia orbicularis (orbiculate cardinalfish), 3549 nucleotides. RefSeq names its product ligand of numb-protein X 1 (gene lnx1). The transcript is spliced from 11 exons. Gene Ontology annotation, molecular function: ubiquitin-protein transferase activity; protein binding. Lineage: Eukaryota; Metazoa; Chordata; Actinopteri; Kurtiformes; Apogonidae. Gene Ontology annotation, biological process: ubiquitin-dependent protein catabolic process. Bases 364 to 2667 code for a protein of 767 amino acids. The record is from RefSeq and is a predicted model, not a curated record. Gene Ontology annotation, cellular component: cytoplasm.